UUUACAGUCUGCCCACAUCGUUUCGAAAUCUUGUGGCUGAUAACAUAUCGUAUCAUUCUGGCUAGGUGGACGUAGACGACAUGCUAGCCGCGGAAAGAAGCAGACCUUGAACCCCCCCCCGGCAACUUGGAGAUUAUUGGAUCGCUUUAGUCGAUGGGUUACUGCGUACCCACGAGCGAUUCAAGUGCGAGUGUGAUGACAACCACUACGUCAAAGGGAUUCUAUACCCUGAAAUUAUACACCCUGGCUGUCAUUGUCCUUUCUAAAGGAUACCCGAGAAGUGAACGAUGGCAGGCCCUGUGCCGCAUAGGGUUCCUUGACCCCACCACUGUAUCCCAACAACCUGCAAAUCACAAAACAUUGCACAGUACGUGCAGCGACACGCGCACGCACACGCGCUUCAGUAACGCGACACAAGUCACGAUCGAAGCUGAUCGGAUGAGGCGUGGCAUGGACGCGUACUUUUGUGCUCACAACUUCUGCGCGGUGCGCGGGCGGACAGGCGCGGGUGAAGUGUCCGAGAUCUGCAUCAUCCCUUGCAUACGGCCGCUACAUUUUUCGAAGUGGGGGUGGAUGGGGAGGUUGGGAGAGCUUACUAGGGUUGGGUCUAGUUCUACUUGCUUGGGCUUGGUGUAGGGAUAGGGUGUGUGUAUGAGAGAGGAGAUUGGGAAAGGGAGAGAGGAAGGGAGGAAGGGGAGUGUUCAGUGUUGAGUUUGUGAGGGGUUGAAGUGCAAGAGAGGCCGGCGGCGUUGAUUUUGGCUUUAGUGGUGACUUGUUAAGAUGGGCAGGAUUGGGGUUAUCGGUCCCAUAUACUUAAGAAGUGAUAUGGGGAUCCUAGGACAUUGUAUACUUGGAUGUGUAUACCGAGUAAUGGGGAUCAAUUAGGGCUUCGGUAUG
Molecule: messenger RNA, 897 nt
Organism: Aspergillus uvarum CBS 121591
Lineage: Eukaryota; Fungi; Ascomycota; Eurotiomycetes; Eurotiales; Aspergillaceae
Exons: 2
Coding region: 154-636 (160 amino acids)
Source: RefSeq, a predicted model, not a curated record